This is a messenger RNA of Entamoeba histolytica HM-1:IMSS, 630 nucleotides long. RefSeq lists its product as uncharacterized. Bases 1 to 630 code for a protein of 209 amino acids. The transcript has 2 exons. NCBI's taxonomy places the organism in Eukaryota, Evosea, Mastigamoebida, Endamoebidae. The record is from RefSeq and is a predicted model, not a curated record.
AUGGGAGAACAUCAACGAAUUACUCCUCGUGUUUAUUUUUCUUUACUAAUAAUUUUUAUGGCAUUAUACUCUAUUUUUAUAGGAACAACAAUUUAUUCAAAUGGAACAACACAACAACCUUCAAAAAAAUUACCAUCAAAAUAUAUGUUUUUAUUAACAAAUGUUAUUGUAGGGAUUUGUGAAAUUUUCAUUGGACUAUUUGGUAUUAUUGCAUUUAGUGUAAGAGGUAAAUACUUUCUUAUAUUAUUGUUAGUCGGUGUUAUAAUAUCAACUUUCUUAUUAUUCAUUAUAACAAGUUUCUAUGGAAUAACAUCAAUCAGAUUUGAUUAUUUAGAUACAAUGGGAAGUGAUAAUAUGAUAACCAUUGAAUAUGAAAAUAAUUGUUGUGGAUGGAAAACUUUAAAGUUAUAUGGGUGUGGUUCAUCAAUAGACUCUCAAGAAACUUGUUAUAGUUUAACAGGUGUUGGUUAUGAAAAAUUAUUAAAAUCUACCUUCUCUAAUCUUCUUUUUCAAUUAUUAUUUUUUGUCUUCUAUCUCAUUGAGGUAAUUGGUGAAUUAAAUCAGUUAAGAAAUAAACAGAAAGAAGACGACUUGUAUGCAGAACCUUUUAUUGAUCCAGAUAAUGAAUAG